AUGUCGAAAACAGUAAAUGAGAAAGAUGUUCCUGCCGAAGUUUCACAUACUAAUCUUCUCGAUUAUCCUCAUUCAAUCAUAUGGCGAAUAUUACAUGGAACUUCUUUCUUAUUUGGUGGUCUUCUCUUUAUCUGUGGCUCUUGCAUGUAUUUCACCGAUGUUAUCGCAAACAAUGACCGUGCGUUGGAAGCCGGCGGAUGGCUCUACACAGUUGGCUCCGCUUGUUUUCUUCUUGCUGAUAUACAAGAUUGGCUUUACUAUCAUAUCGGUUUUCUAUUCUCUUCCAGCAAAGUUAACGAUUCUCAAUCGAAACCAAUGUUUCGUAAUCGAUUGAGGCGCGUGGCCAUCAAUGUCAACUAUUUUACUUCAAACGUUGGCUCUGCGCUUUACUUAGUAGGAUCGGUGUUCUUUUUACCAAAAUUUGCGGAUUCGAUCCUCGUCGGCGAUGGGCUAUUCAUUGCCGGUUCAGCAGUUAUCUAUCUCUCAGAAGGAUGGAAAAUUGUCCGAUUAGCUCGUACAAGUGCCGAGAAUGCCAAUGAUACGUCGUUUCGCUUUCAAAACAUCAAGACCAAUAUUCAAGCCAUUUUUAUCUCCUUUUUUGCUGGCCUCGGUGGAUUUUUCUAUUUUGUUGGCACCAUUCUCUUUUUACCGCAAUACACCACCACUGACUUUGGCGAAAACCGAGCUGCAGGACUAUUUUUAUGCGGUGGAAUCUUUUUCACUCUUGCUGGCUUGUUAUUACAAUACUGCUAUUACUGUAAAAGUCGCAAAUGA
Messenger RNA from Adineta ricciae, 774 nucleotides. The record is from the annotation of a GenBank genome assembly. Lineage: Eukaryota; Metazoa; Rotifera; Eurotatoria; Adinetida; Adinetidae.